Messenger RNA from Candidula unifasciata, 4524 nucleotides. Lineage: Eukaryota; Metazoa; Mollusca; Gastropoda; Stylommatophora; Geomitridae. The record is from the annotation of a GenBank genome assembly.
AUGGAUUUGUGGCACACAUAUGUCACAGACGACGCCAAAUAUGCUUUUCUCCUCGGCAGUGCCUUGAGAAACGACGACCCCGAACAACUUAUUGCAGUAUAUGAUAAUUUAAUACCCGAAGACAUUUCGCAGACACGGCUCCAGCAAAUCAAAGAAGAAGCAAGACAGAUUUCAGAAUUACCAGAGCAUCAGUUCAGUUCACUAGUGCUGAACGCACGUACAUACAGUCUGGCCAUUGGCCGGUCCAGCAUGAGUCAAGCUAACAGUGGGAACAUUGUACAGCUACAAGAUCGCAGCAGUGAGAACUGUGUCGAUGCUUCUCUAAAGGAAGAUGGACAGGGAAGAAAUAUUCAUUCAUGGUCAGGUGAAAAGUCUUGUAACUCAUUAGAAUCAUUAGUGUUGAAUAAAAGUCACCCAAACGCUUGUGACAGUGACCUUGUUAAAGCUGAACUUGUAGCUACGAUAGAAGAUGAGGAUUGUGGACUCCAGAGCUCAUGCCAAAAAGUUUCCUGUGUAGACAGUGCAAUCAACUCUGACAGUGUAUAUGGCGACAGUGAGGAAGAUCGGCCGGGGUCAUUUGAUUACAUGCCUAGUCACGGUCAUGUGAGAAUCACACGCUCAUUUAACCCUCCUUUUGACGAGGAGGUGAAAGUAGACUCCAGCACAGGAGGUUCUUCUGUUGAGUCACCUCGCAGUGACACUUCUGUCACUCAGGAUGAAUACAAUCUGGCUGACGAGGGCACAGAGAUGGCCAUGCUGUCCUACAAGGAGACACCACAUUCUGUGGAUACAGAGCGCACACACGAUGGCGACUGUUGGGACUAUGUUGCGUCUAAGAAACGUUCAGAUGAUGAAGAGAUGGAAGAUGAGGAAAAUGAGAGGGAUCGCCCCAGAAACUUGUCCACUGUCAACCCUUUCAGGCCAACCUUACCCAAAUCAGUGUCCAAUCACUUUGAUCAGAGCAUCUCUUAUGGUCUGAGACAAGUAGAGGGCAACGGAUCUGGGUAUCCAAACCCACGAAUAACAUUCACUUCUUACAGUCAACAACAUUACCAGUCUGACAACGGAGAAAGGGACAAAACUAGAAAUAAAAGCAAAGAUGACACUGAUAAGCCAGAAGUAUCUGGCCUUGUGGAUAUAAAUGGAAACCCAAGAAUUUCUGACAUAGCAAGCAACCCACAGAUGCGUCAGCUGCCACGAGGCAAAUCAGAGAAUGCAGCAUUAGGUAGUCUGGCAGCAGCCAUUCCUCAGUCUUACACCUCCUCUCUCACAGAAGCACACGCACUUGACCGCAAGAAGGAGCGCAAGCGCCUGAAGCUUGAAAGACAAAAAUGGACACCGGCAGAAGCGUAUGAAGAUCAUAAGGACUUUAGUGACAUUAAAGACAUUCUGGAUUAUGUUGAAGGUGGAGCUGCUUCUGCAUCUAAAGCUGAAGGCAGGUUGGUGAAGAAGAAACCAGAGCGAAGCAGAAAGAAAGACCACCAUCUCAAUGGGACUAUUGCAUUAGAAGACACAGCAGGAGCUGAGGAUGGCUCAAACUCCGUGGAAUCUGUGGCUGUAGCAGCCACUGGAGGAGCUGGUCUGGAUGCAAUGGGCAAUAGUUCUGUGAAGCCACAAGGAGAAACUCAGGUUAUUCCCAGAGCUGAUUCUUCUGAAGAUAUUUUUGACAAAAACAUUGAUGAGUUUCACGAUUGUCUGAAUAUACCGUCGACGGAAAUUGUGAUUUCAAGCAGAGAUGACAAACAGCCCCAGAGUGACAGCUCUGAAAAUAUUCGGAAAUCUAGCUCAGAUGAAGCAGAUAAUAAUGAUUCUCAUUCAAAGGCAGAAGAUUUUAUUGAGAGAAGCGUAAUAGAGAAAAAUAAAAUACUGAUCAAGAAGUCUGUAAAAACUAAAAGCAGGAAGGAUAAACAAGGGCCUACAAAGGAGAAUGGUCCUCUGAGUUUAAAAGUAAAUAUGGUGAAAUCUAAGGAGAGUUUAGACAUGAAAGAUUCGUUACUAAUUACAUCUGUGCACACUGAAAAUAUCUACAGCUUCCAUAGCUCCAGUGAUACAGAAAUGCUAUCAGAAAGUCGGAAGGAAGAUUCUUUUACUGAGGUGAAGAAACGAAAGAAGAGGCUUGGUGGAAAGGACUUCAGUGUGGCCUCUGCCAAAUAUUCUUCCACUGGUAUGUACCAUGUACACAACAUCAGUGGUUACACGCAGCGGAACAUCCCCCGCCCUCGUCCAGUAACACCCACUCUGCCUGCAACGGUGGGGAUUGUUGGUAACAGCCGUUCUCUGCCAGUCACAGACCAGGCUCAGUCAUCUCGAGAUUUGAGUCCAUCAGCCUUCCCAGUGCUGCUGGGUCAUGGUCCUCUGACACCGCACACCGAUAACAGACGAAACUCCUGUGGGGACCUCAGUGCUGAUUUUAUAGACAACAAAACUUACGACAGUGACAAAGAAUCUGCAAAAUCUUUGCCUGAUGCUCAUAGGACCAGGAUUGGUGGGAAUGUGUCUCCGAUUUACCAAAUGUCCUAUGCCAGAAUAGCUGCAGCUCCUCGCAGAAAUGACUUGACCAACAGUCCCAGUUCUGAGUCGGGUGUGGCCAGCGGGUCACAGAACAGCAGUGUCAGCAGCAGUGUGACCCACACACCUGGCAGCAGCAUUGACAUCAUGUCACCACAGUCUCCUUCAAGUACAGUAGGUAUGUCCGAUAGAAAAGCAACCGUAUGGAAAGGUAGUCCACGGGAGCGCCGUCACUCCAUUGGCUCAGGCCCUGAGGAUAAGACUGAGAAAGAGAAGUCGAGUGUUGCCCAGUGCAGUCGCCAAUGUGGCAGUCAGGAGGUGCUUAGCAGGGAUGCUGUCACAUCUGCCAGGGCUAAUUCUUCAGAUACCAUCACACCUCCACCACCAAUGCCAGCUGAAGUCCUUAACAACAGCGUGAGCACAAGCAGCUUGCAGUCGGACUUAGACAUGCAGGAUGGUUCAGUACAGCAGCAGGAGAACCUUGUUUCUCACAAACCAAAACACAGUUCAGGCCCAGUGCAUACAGCUACCAGAGCACCAGUCCAGAAAAUUUCAUCGGAGAAUACAUCACCUCAGAGUAAUAAUUCCUGUCCUCAGGAAGUUUUCAGUACUGAGGCUUGUCAACAUAGUAGACCUACAGGCACUGCCAUUGGAUCCUCUAGUGGAGAGCAGAAGGUAGCCUCACACCUCACAGUUCCAGAUCCCAGCACAGCUAAGAAUGAAAUACAUCAAGAUGCAGCAACGGUUUCAUCAGUAGUGCCCGUUCCUGUUGUAGACAGCAUUGUCAACACCUCAUCCUGUAAAGACAAAUUGGCAUCUAACCCACAAGCCACUAAAAAGACUGCAAUUAGCACAAAGUCUGUUAUUUUUCUGGACAAGCGGUUUAGUUCGUCUCCGCAAAAUCUGGGAAUAACCUUUGGCUUUGACUCUAGUUAUGAGUCCGUGUGUGAGCCAGCUAGUCAGUCUGCGAGUCAGUGUCAUCAGCUGUCAAAACCACAGUUAGCAGCCAUGUCAUUAUCUGACACAGCUGCUGGUUUAUUUGUACAAGUGUGUCCAACAAGCCAAGCUCACAUUCCUCCUACAGACAGUGCUGCUUUGAUUUCAUCUGACCAUAAACUCUUUCAAUCUUCCUCUCCAUAUGGUGAUAAUAGUAAUCUAGUGCCAAAAGGUCUGCACAUACAGGGACUGUGUAAUGGGUUGAUUCUUCCAUCCAGCACUGCAGGAGACAGUGUGAGACUGCAGGAUCAGAAUGCCAGUUCUAGUAUUAGUAAUAGUAGUGAGAACACUGUAACAAAUUUAGCUUCUUCCAAUAGGACUAGUCUUUCAAAGCUGAAGCCAGAGGCACUGACAAAUCACAGAAUAGCAACGCCGAAUUCAGUGAGCCUGCCCAGGCAGAUCAGUAAUCUACUUUCUGGUAUGCCCAAUGGGCCCCAGGCUCAAGUCAGUCAGUUAAUGCCUCAGGUACCGGCAGGGACCUCCUGUGUGGCUCUCGUACGAGCAAACCCCACAGAUGUGAUAUAUUCGCCCAACCAUCCACCACCACCGCUUCCACCAAAAGUGGUGGCAGUCCCCGGAGACAGAAGCAACACCAGCAGCUCUACCUCUUUAUUGCCUUCCAGACACCAGUCAAUUCCAGAGACUGUCAAAUCUCCCAGCUGCACAGAAUGCAGCACUGAUAAACUUACUGCCGACAAUAUGAAGCCACCUUCAGGUAAAGAAGCUGUAGGCAUAGAAAGUACAGUGGAUAAAAACAAAACAUUGACACUUCCACCAACGAUAGAGGCAGUUUCACAAAAGCAGCCCCAGUUUGCAGCACCAGCAGAUGUUAUACCCAUUGUCUACGGUGGAAAGAUCAAACCAACUACAGGAUGUGGAACACUGAUGUUUGUGCUGAACAGCAUUUCACAGACUAGUAAAGAUGGCUCUGCAGAGGCUGUCAGCUUGCUUAGGAAAAAGUGGCUGGAUGUCAGUGACACAGGAGGAUCCACUGCUUUUGCCACCCUAAAUCAAGACUAG